AAUAAAGUGCAAACUCUGUCUCUUCAAACUGAAGGGAUGUAUUAAAACAAGAUUGUAUUAUCAUGAUGGUGCCUUUCUGAAACACAUUGAUAAAACAAAAUCCAAAAUGACUACAAGGACGAAGAAAUCAACAGCAGCGAAAACUACCAUAGCAUCUACGCUAUAUACAACCCUUAUCACAACAGCAUCAAUGACGUCAACAACAGGCCCAGCACUAAGUAGGAGCACAUUUAUCGAUGCAGAUAUUGAUGUAGUGAUUGUUACCAGUGCCGUGAUUAGUUUACUUUAUUAUUUUACCAAAUAUAGGGAAAAAAUAUUUACUUUUAGCCGAAAUCUGAGACGACGAACUUGGUAUUCUGGAUCACACUACACACAAGAAGGAGAUAAACCAGGUACCAGUGAUCUAUCAUCUUGAACAGAAGAAGAGUUGUUUUCGGAUGACACCCCGCUUACGAUGGAUUUGGU
This is a messenger RNA of Mytilus trossulus (common blue mussel), 465 nucleotides long. RefSeq lists its product as uncharacterized. The transcript has 4 exons. NCBI's taxonomy places the organism in Eukaryota, Metazoa, Mollusca, Bivalvia, Mytilida, Mytilidae. The record is from RefSeq and is a predicted model, not a curated record. Bases 107 to 415 code for a protein of 102 amino acids.